GACUUGCAGACGUUAACUUUAAACCCCCGCCGCCCGAUUUGAUUUAACCGGAAAAAAAUCGGAGAAAGAUGGAAGAAAGAGUGAAAUUCUUGGCUAUGAUCGGCGCCGGAGCUCUGUUGGGUUCUGCUGCUACCGUGGCUGUUCUCAAGCUUCUUCCUAGAAGAAUGAAAAACGAGUGCAUAAGGGAAGCAGCCAAAACGAAUGGCGGUACGAAACAUUAUAACUAUCCUGCGGUUGUGGAUCGGGGGGUUGGAAAUCCAGACCUGCUAGCUGAUGAAGUAGUUUCUGAGCACCUUACUAGGAACAUUCAGUUCUUUGGCCUAGAGUCCCAAGAGAAAGUCACUCAAUCAUAUGUGGUGGUAAUUGGACUUGGUGGAGUUGGAAGUCAUGCUGCCUCUAUGCUUUUGAGGUCUGGGGUUGGGCGACUGCUUCUGGUGGACUUUGACCAGGUAUCAGUUUCGUCAUUGAACCGGCAUGCUGUAGCAACAAGAGAGGAUGUUGGUACUCCAAAAGCUUUAUGCCUUAAGAAGCAUUUUCAGUCCAUUUUCCCCGAGUGUCAUGUAAAUGCAAAGGUCCUGCUAUAUGAUUCAUCCUCUGAAGAAGAAAUUCUUUCAGGCAACCCUGAUUUUGUUUUGGAUUGCAUUGACAAUAUUGACGCUAAGGUUGCACUUCUUGCUGCCUGUGUACGUAGAGGUUUAAAAGUUCUUUCUGCCACAGGAGCUGGUGCAAGAGCUGAUCCAACAAGAAUCCGUGUAGCAGACUUAAGAGAGUCAACAAAUGAUCCGUUAUCCCGAUCGGUGAGACAUCGACUGAGGAAGGACUAUGGUAUUGAUGGUGGCAUUCCUGUUGUUUUCUCUUUAGAGAAACCCAAGGCAAAGUUGCUUCCUUUUAAAGGGCCUAGUGGCGAAGAAGAAAAUCCUUCAGAUUACCAAGUUGUUCCAGGUUUCAGGGUUCGCAUCAUUCCUGUUCUGGGAACCAUACCUGCAAUAUUUGGACAAAUUAUGGCUUCCUAUGUUGUAACACAACUGGCCGGCCUGCAAGUUCAAAUGGAGCCAGUAGUGAAUCUUGAUACAGAUCAUUACUGUAUUCUCCAUCAGCGUCUUAUUGAGCAUGAAGAGUUACUCUAUGGCACAGCCAUGCAAGUACAGGUACAUGGUUCUGGUUCUUUUCCUUGGAUUUUCUUUAACAAGCAUUAAAAGAACUUGCAAAUUUCCUUUUUCUC
Messenger RNA from Coffea arabica (coffee), 1222 nucleotides. Lineage: Eukaryota; Viridiplantae; Streptophyta; Magnoliopsida; Gentianales; Rubiaceae. The record is from RefSeq and is a predicted model, not a curated record.